AUGCACAAAGGAGUUGACUCAAGCGAUACUCAACUAUGUAUGACACUGGAUGGUGAAGAAAUCUACUAUGCAGACUUUAAAAAAGGAGAUCUUGUUUGGAAUGGCAGACUGCCUACAAGUUUACAUGUUUCCUGGGCUUACAAAUAUGCAGCACAUAACAGAAUUCAGUGCAAAGGCAAUUUACAGACAUGGAAAACAGACAAGUCAGCUACAACAAAGAUUAAAGAACCAGAAAUCAUCAUCUACCCCAGAGAUGAAGUGAUAAAAGAGCAAGAGAACACUCUCAUCUGCUUCAUCAAUCAUUUCUUUCCUCCCUCCAUCAACAUAAAGUGGACCAAGAAUGAUGUAGAAGUAUCAGAGGAAGAUCCUUUCAUCAAAUGCUUACCCAAUCCUGAUGGGACAUUUUAUGUUUUGUCCACCCUGGAUUUUCUCCCAAAGGAAGGAGACAUCUACAGCUGCACUAUGGAGCAUGAGUCACUGGAGACGCCUCAGACAAAGUUUUGGGGAGAGAACAAAGAAGUUGAAACAAAUGAGAUCAGUAUUGGUCCUGCUGUGUUUUGUGGACUUGGCCUGAGUCUUGGACUUCUUGGAGUUGCUGCAGGAGAAUUAUUAUUUGUGAAAGGAAAACAUUAUCUGAGCCUCCUGGAGGCAUAG
This is a messenger RNA of Micropterus dolomieu (smallmouth bass), 654 nucleotides long. Its product is annotated as H-2 class II histocompatibility antigen, A-K alpha chain-like. Bases 1 to 654 code for a protein of 217 amino acids. Lineage: Eukaryota; Metazoa; Chordata; Actinopteri; Centrarchiformes; Centrarchidae. Gene Ontology annotation, molecular function: MHC class II protein complex binding. The record is from RefSeq and is a predicted model, not a curated record. Gene Ontology annotation, biological process: antigen processing and presentation of exogenous peptide antigen via MHC class II; positive regulation of T cell activation; immunoglobulin production involved in immunoglobulin-mediated immune response. Gene Ontology annotation, cellular component: membrane; MHC class II protein complex. The transcript has 4 exons.